CAAGUUGAUUGUUUGGAAGUGUUAUUCGUUAUUUAUUUUGUUAUAUAUUAGAUGGUGUUAGUUUCAUUAAAAAGAAACCUAAUUCAUUAAAUUAGAUUUAAGAAACAGAAAAUGCCUUACGCAAAUCAACCCUCUGUUCACAUAACAGAACUAUCUGAUGAAAAUGUAAAAUUCGUUGUGGAAGAUACCGAAUUAAGCGUAGCAAACAGUAUGAGACGCGUAUUUAUCGCUGAAACACCAACAAUGGCCAUCGAUUGGGUACAGUUAGAAGCUAAUUCCACCGUUUUGAGCGAUGAAUUCUUAGCACACCGCAUCGGUCUCAUUCCGCUCAUAUCAGACGACGUUGUAGACAAAAUCAGGUACUCGCGUGAUUGCAUGUGUGUUGAUUUUUGUUCCGAAUGCAGUGUCGAAUUUACAUUAGACGUAAAAUGCACAGAUGAACAAACAAGACAUGUAACAACUGCUGAUUUGAAAUCGAGCGAUCCUAGAGUUGUCCCUGUUACAUCACGACAUAGAGAUGAAGACCAGGCCGAUUAUGGUGAAGCAGAUGAAAUAUUGAUCAUUAAGUUACGCAAGGGUCAGGAAUUGAAGCUUCGGGCAUAUGCAAAAAAAGGUUUUGGGAAAGAGCAUGCAAAAUGGAAUCCAACUGCUGGUGUGUCCUUUGAAUAUGACCCUGAUAAUAUAAUGAGACAUACGUUAUAUCCAAAACCAGAUGAAUGGCCCAAAAGCGAGCACACUGAACUUAAUGAAGAUCAGUAUGAGGCGGACUUCAACUGGGAAGCGAAACCAAACAAAUUCUUUUAUAAUGUAGAAUCAUCAGGAGCUCUUAAACCAGAGAAUAUUGUAUUAAUGGGAAUAGUUGUACUGAAAAACAAAUUACUGAAUCUUCAAGUGCAGUUAGCGCAAGAGGCACAAAAUGAUGCCUUAGCAAUUAAUUGAUUUCAUAAAAUCUAAUAUUACAAUAAAUUUA
Messenger RNA from Bombyx mori (domestic silkworm), 970 nucleotides. RefSeq names its product DNA-directed RNA polymerase II polypeptide (gene RpII33). Gene Ontology annotation, biological process: DNA-templated transcription. NCBI's taxonomy places the organism in Eukaryota, Metazoa, Arthropoda, Insecta, Lepidoptera, Bombycidae. Gene Ontology annotation, molecular function: protein dimerization activity; DNA binding. The record is from RefSeq and is marked provisional. Gene Ontology annotation, cellular component: RNA polymerase II, core complex.